Molecule: messenger RNA, 294 nt
Organism: Postia placenta MAD-698-R-SB12
Lineage: Eukaryota; Fungi; Basidiomycota; Agaricomycetes; Polyporales; Adustoporiaceae
Exons: 2
Coding region: 1-294 (97 amino acids)
Molecular function (GO): protein binding
Source: RefSeq, a predicted model, not a curated record
AUGACGAUAUCAAGGCGAGGACCUCGGCGGCGCCAUGGCUUUCUCGCAGACCUGCCAAACAUGCCGUUGGAUAUCAUACAAGAGGUCCUCGCCCAUCUCCAGCCUCGCGACUUGUUAAGGCUCGCUAGAACAAGCAGGACCUUCAGAACAUUUCUCAUGAGUCGGUCAUCAGCUUUUCUCUGGAGGGCCUCGCGCAGAAAUGUUGAGGGGCUUCCCGACUGUCCCACUCACUUGAGCGAGCCUGCAUAUGCCAACCUUGCGUUUACAAGCUAUUGCUUUGUAUGCCUUUCUUGA